Fulvia fulva is the source of this 1347-nucleotide messenger RNA. RefSeq lists its product as uncharacterized. The transcript has a single exon. Gene Ontology annotation, cellular component: nucleus; 90S preribosome. Gene Ontology annotation, biological process: maturation of SSU-rRNA. The record is from RefSeq and is a predicted model, not a curated record. The coding region runs from base 1 to 1347 and encodes 448 amino acids. NCBI's taxonomy places the organism in Eukaryota, Fungi, Ascomycota, Dothideomycetes, Mycosphaerellales, Mycosphaerellaceae.
AUGUCCAAACGUAAGCGAGGCAGCGAUGCAGAGGAGGAGGAUACGCUACCCGCUGCGACCGACUUUCGCAGGCAACGGCAGAUAGCGGCGACGUUCGAAGACAGCGCAAAACAACUCGCACGCGCAUUCAAGGCGGGGAAGGGUUUCGAACGACAGAAGCUGGGACGACGGAAGAAGCAUGCGGCCGCUGCAAAAGAUGACAAGGACGUGGAAAGGAUCGAUGCCGAGGUGGCAGCCUUGAAGAUACUCGACAACACCCUCGCUGCUGAACACCAUCUCGCCAAAUCGCUAUUGAAGAUCAAAGCCAUUGCGACUUCACCGAACUUACCGCCCGAUCUCCAGAGGCCAAAGCCGCUGCCUACCGAUGCGCCGUCCCUGAAUGUCAAUGCGAGAUUGUGCAACUCGAAUCCCGUGAAGGAAGCCUUUCCGACUGCCGUUGCGGCGGUGAAGCGCGAGUUUGGCAUCAAGGAUGAUCCGAAAGCGCCGAACAAGAAGAGGAGACUGCGAGCAAAGGACUAUGAUACUGCUGGCCGCGCCCGGUCCAUGAGUGUAAGCUCGGCCGAUGAUGAGGGUGAUAAUGGUGCACCUUUGCGCAAGAGACGAGCAGCCGAGGUUUCGGACGACGAUUCAGAGCCGCAGGACGGUUCAGAGGGCUCGGAAGACGAUCUACAGCAGUAUCGUGGUCGUCUGGCUUCAUCCAGCGACGAGGAGGGUGACGACGACGGUCUUGACGGUGUCUCGGACAUUGAGGAGCUGGAACGACGAUUGAUGGCCGAGGGCAUAUCUCGCAAAGCUGGAAAGCGCAAAACAGACAAAUACGACCAUGCAGCAGAUCUUUCUUUGUCCGAGCCAUCGGACGACGAGUCUGUCGAGGAGCAACCCAGGAAAGCAGCCGCGCCGAAGAAGUCGUCCUUCAUCCCAUCGCUGACCAUGGGAGGCUACAUCUCCGGAAGUGGCUCAGAUCUCGAUAGCGACGUUGACAUCGCGCCGAAGAAGAACAGACGUGGUCAACGAGCUCGGCAAAAGAUCUGGGAGCAGAAGUAUGGCUCUCGUGCAACUCACUUGCAGAAUGAGCAACGGAAUCAAGGUUGGGAUCCAAAGCGAGGCGCAGUCGACAGUGAUAGAGGUGGCAGAUUUGGCAAGAACAAGGGCAAUGGUGCGAACAGUAUGGCUUUGGGUAAAGAUCGCAGAAAUCCUGGCCAGACCAAGCCUGCCGCGGAGGUGAAAACGAAGCCUCGUAAGGACGAUAGCGGCCCACUACACCCAAGUUGGGAGGCUGCAAAACGUGCGAAGGAAAAGAAGUCGGCUCCGGUCGCCUUCCAAGGCAAGAAGAUCAGUUUCGAUUGA